GAUGCCCUUACCCAAGGGUGGAGAUGCCAUGUAACAGCACCUGUCCACGCACCUGUGCCCAGCUGCGAGGGGAACAGGAGUGCAUCGAGCCCGAGUGUGAGACCGGCUGCUUCUGUGCUAAUGGCACGUUCGAGGACGAUGGUGACUGUGUAGAGGAAUGUCCUUGUAUCCUGGACGUCCUGGAGUACACAACUGGACAGCUUGUUGGGAACCUUAAUGACGGCACUCCCGUAUAUGAUGGUGACACCAUCGAGCCAGGAGUGGAGGUUCGCAUCAGUGAAUGUGAGACCUGUACCUGUGUACACGGUGUGACAAGCUGUGCAGAUACUGGAACACCAGUUGACGGUGGUUGGACAGAAUGGACUCAGUGGACGGCAUGCACGGCUCCAUGUGACCAGAUGGGCACCAGUGAGCGAACCCGGACCUGCACAAACCCCACGCCGGCUUGCGGAGGGAACCCGUGUACAGGAGACGACACAGACACCAAGAACUGCUGGGGAGAUCCUUGUGGUCAAGAGUGUGAGUACACACAGUGGUCUGAGUGGUCCGACUGCCCGGUCACCUGUGACGCCGGCACUGUACAGAGAACACGCGAGUGCGUGGAGGUCAUAACGGCCACGCCGUGCGACACCUGCCCUGGAUACCCGAACAACGAUACUGAGACAGAAGCCUGCAACCGCGAACCCUGUGAGGAGGAGUGUGUGGAUGGAAAGGUGUACACCACAGAAUGCACCUGUCCCAACACCUGUGCAGAAUUUGGCGGAACAUCCACAUGUACUGUACCUGACCCAUGUCCACCUGGAUGCCAGUGCCCACCUGGAACCUACGAGCAGAACGGUACGUGCGUGCCUCCGGACGAAUGUCGAUGUGAGAUCACGGCACUGAUGAUCUCGGACAGCAACCUGUCACCUGACCAGUUCCAGAACCUGACACAGGCUGGCAACGGCAACUACAUCAUGGACGCUCUGGACGUCAUCAUCGGAAACUGCUCCGUCUGUAUCUGCUACCAGGGUAGACUGAACUGCACAACAGAUGAAAGCUGCUAUGUACCACCCGGAUGGUCUUCUUGGACCCCAUGGACGCCUUGUUCGAAGACAUGUAUCGAGGUUAACGGAACAGACAGCGUGCGAGAGCGUGUCAGGACCUGUGACAAUCCGCCUCCACAGAACCCAGAUGAGGACUGUGAAGGUUCAAACUACGAACAGACCACCUGCAAUGUGCCAAUAUGUAACAUUGAGGGUAACUGGUCCCCCUGGAGCCCGUGGUCGAACUGCAGCGCGAUCUGUGGAGCUGGAUCCAUGAUCCGGACCAGGACGUGCAGCGAUCCGCCGCCCCAGAUCCCAGAGCUGGGCUGUGUGGGGCCGGCCCUGGAGACGCAGGUCUGCAUGGCACCUGCAGAGUGUGAGGAGUGUCCAGACGGUACUGUGUACCACGGCUGUCUGCCCUGCCCCAGAACCUGCCUGGACAUUCAGGAGGGAGUCAUCUGUACAGACGGAGGUUGCAUUCCGGGUUGCAGCUGUCCCGAAGGACUGGUGUUUAACGAGGCAGGCGAGUGUGUGGAGAUGGCCGAAUGCCCCUGCAUCUUCGUCAAUCCGUUUGAAUCUGAUGAACUACAACAGCAUGUAGCCGGGACUGUGUUAAAUGUGGACUGCAAUAACUGUACCUGUGUGAAUGGCCGCUUUGAGUGCACGAACGACAUCUGCGACCAGGACUGCUCGUGGAACGCCUGGGAGUCGUGGGUGGAGUGUUCCCAGUCCUGCGGCGUCGGCAUGACAACCCGAACCAGGACCUACACACAGCCGACCACGUCCAGCGGACUAGCGAGCUGCGCCGCCAUGACAGAGAACAACGACAUUCAGAUCUGCAACACCCAUGCCUGCUCAGUUGUUGGGGAGUGGAGCCCGUGGGGCCCAUGGUCGGACUGCAGCUCCACCUGUGGCGUGGAGGGCUACGCCUACCGUAACCGCUCGUGUGACAACCCGCCGCCUAAGAACGACGGGCCGACCUGCCCGGGAGACAGUGUGGAAGUGAAGAUCUGCUCUUCUCUGCCGUGUGUGCUGUCCUACUGGUCUGCCUGGUCGGAGUGGUCCGGCUGCAGCGCGUCGUGCGGCGAAGGGACCCAGACUAGAACCCGGGCGUGUGAGAAUGUCGCGCCGUGUCAGGGCUGUGACACCUGCCCUGGGGUCAGCACGGAGGAGCAGUCCUGCAAUGUGCAAACUUGUCCAGGUGGGCUUGUGUGUUUUCUUGUGUCUCAUAUGGCAUAA
Messenger RNA from Branchiostoma belcheri (Belcher's lancelet), 2264 nucleotides. RefSeq names its product SCO-spondin-like. The record is from RefSeq and is a predicted model, not a curated record. Lineage: Eukaryota; Metazoa; Chordata; Leptocardii; Amphioxiformes; Branchiostomatidae. The coding region runs from base 24 to 2264 and encodes 746 amino acids. The transcript is spliced from 16 exons.